CGGAAGUAAACCAGUCUGGUCUCGCUGUGUGUGUCUGCGGUAUGUAAAUAAAGCUCAGAAAUCAACACUUACCGCGUUAUAAAAGUGUUGGACACUAAACACAGCUGAACAUCGUUUACGCUGAUGAUGGAGGAGGGGGAGGAGUGUGUGGGAGGAGGAGGAGGAGGAGGAGGAGAAGCUGUCCUUCAGCUCCACCUGCCCUGUGAUCCUCCUGCAUCGUGCUCUGUGGCGGUGGGGACCGAUCUGUCCAUGGCUGACAUCUCACACCUCCACGCUGAAGUGUGUGAGCUCAGGAGAACGCAGGUGUGUGGAGCUCCACCAGCACUGUGCUCCGUGUGUAAAGCUGACGUUAACACGUCACAAGGAUCUGAACACACGUUACAGGGAGCGGACGUAGUGUGUGCCGCUGCAGCCGAAUGGCCCGAGGUCUCCUGUGGAGCGAGUGAAUUAAAGAAUGAGGAGGAUGAACCCAGCACCUCUGUCCGUUCAUACGGUGAUCAGAACUCGGCUGAGUCGCUCUCCUCACCACACACACCUCUAAAAACAUUUAGCAGUGAAGACCAGCACACAGAACACACUCCGCUCAUGAUGUGUUCAGUGACGCUGGUGGACUGCAGGACCAUGGUGGAGCUGAACGGAAACAUCACACAAGAGGAAGACAUGGAUGAUGGGAGUGUUCAUGCUGAGGAACCUGAGGAACCGGAGGAGGCCAGCGAUGAGUUUUGUCCUUCAACUCCUUUAGGUGACCACAGUGAGUCUUGUGACGACGAAAGCAAAUUGUCAGACAAGCCGAAUCAGAGGAGAAGGAAGAAGAAGAAGAGUGGAAUAAAGACCAUCUCCCCCUGCACCAUCUGUGGGCAGGAGCUGAUGUCUGCGGCGUUUCUGACGAGACACAUGAAAAUGCACGAGAAUCGUGUGAAGCAAAAGACGCUGCGUCCUCACACGUGUACGGUGUGUGAGAAAGGAUACCCCACACACUCGGCCCUCAAAGUCCACAUGAAAUCCCACAGUGUGGACAAACCGUUCCGCUGUGAUCUGUGUGGAAACUGCUUCAAGACCAAAGGAAACCUCAAGUGUCACCAGAGCAUACACACGGGGCAAAGGCCCUUUCAGUGCGCUUACUGUCAGAUGUGUUUCUAUCACAAAACUCACCUGAAAAAGCACGAGCGCGUUCACACUAACGAGAAACCUUACGUCUGCCCGGUGUGUGAGAAAGGCUUCAUCACCAUCAGUGCUCUGAAACAGCACCAGAGAGUGCACACGGGGGAGAAGCCUUACUCCUGCUCUUACUGUGACAUGACGUUCGGACAGAAGGUGAACCGUGACCGACACGAGCGCACACACACGGGGGAGAAGCCUUUCCUGUGUGAUCACUGUGGGAAGGGCUUCUCAGACCCCAGACACUUCUACACACACAAACGGAUCCACGUGGGCGAGAAGCGCGAGCGGCCGUUCCAGUGCUCCUUCUGCGGCAACAGCUUCUUCUACCGCAUCAACCUGAAGCAGCACGAACGUGUUCACACUAAAGAGCGACCUUACAGCUGCACUCAGUGCCCGAAAACCUUCGCUCGGCCCGACGUGCUCAAAACACACCUGCGUGUUCACACUGGUGAGAAACCGUAUCACUGCAGCAUCUGUGAUCAGGGCUUCACUUAUCUGGGCAGCUUUAGAGCUCAUCAGAAGAAUCACACCAAGGAGGACGUGAAGCAGAACCUGUAGCACACACACUCACUCGCGCACACACACACACACACACACACACACACACACACACACUCUCUCUCUCUCUCCCACACACACACUCUCUCUCCCACACACACGCCCACACACACACUCACAUGCCCGCCCACACAAACACACUCACACGCCCACACGCUCACACGCCCACACACACACACACUCACACGCCCACACACACACUCACACGCCCACAUACUCACACACACUCACACACACUCACAUGCCCACACACUCACACGCUCAGUCACACACUCACACACUCUCACACACACACUCACAUGCCCACAUACUCACACUCUCACACACACACACACACACGCCACACACUCACACACUGUCUCACACACACACACUCACACCCACACAACCACACACUCACACACACACUCACUCACACUCACACAACCACACACUCACACGCCCAAACACUAACACACUUACACACCCACACACUCACUCACACACACACACUCACUCACACACUCACACGCCCAAACACUAACACACU
Messenger RNA from Tachysurus vachellii, 2248 nucleotides. RefSeq names its product zinc finger protein 501-like. Gene Ontology annotation, cellular component: nucleus. Lineage: Eukaryota; Metazoa; Chordata; Actinopteri; Siluriformes; Bagridae. Gene Ontology annotation, molecular function: DNA-binding transcription repressor activity, RNA polymerase II-specific. The coding region runs from base 124 to 1719 and encodes 531 amino acids. The record is from RefSeq and is a predicted model, not a curated record. The transcript is spliced from 4 exons. Gene Ontology annotation, biological process: negative regulation of transcription by RNA polymerase II.